This is a messenger RNA of Galleria mellonella (greater wax moth), 1347 nucleotides long. RefSeq lists its product as uncharacterized. The coding region runs from base 103 to 1236 and encodes 377 amino acids. The record is from RefSeq and is a predicted model, not a curated record. The transcript is spliced from 2 exons. Lineage: Eukaryota; Metazoa; Arthropoda; Insecta; Lepidoptera; Pyralidae.
AUGGGUAUUUAGGGCUGUGUCGCGCCAUAGUUGCUUCAUUCACGUUUCAGUGCUUAACCACAACGCACCUCUUGCUUAUCUUUUUAAUAUUAGUUAUUAAAAAUGCCAAAAAGAAAGAAUUCAGACAACGAUCUAGAUAAUAUAUCCAAAAAGUUAAAAAAAUUAGAGAAAAAAUUAAAGCGUGCGCGGCGUCACCGCAAUAGUGAUAAUAGUGAUAAAAGUUCACCUCACUCAAUAUCCUCCCCGGAUGCACAAACAUGUAAGUACAGACUUCGGGAUUUUUUGGACAACUCGAGCUCACCUAAAUUAGACACGACGCCUCCCCAGUCUAAGAAUCUAGAAGAGAUAACUCCAAUUUUAUUGUGCGAGACAAAUCAAACGGGGGAUCUUGCAGCUAUGCCACCGGCUGAAAUUGAAAUCGCCACUCACAACGAGGAAGACAAUGUUGCUGAAAGCGGUGCACUUGACAGCAUUGCUUUAGACAUUUUGGGUGAAGACCCAACAUCGAUAACAGAGUAUGGCAGCGAUAUUCACAAAGAACUUGCAAAUAGGCUUGAACACAUUGCGACUGAUGGGCUAACGAAAGAGACCCGUAAAGAACUGUGCAGUAAAUAUCUAGUACCAGCAAACAGUAAAAAAAUCGGCGCACCCCUAGUAAACGCUGAAAUAAAAGCUGCAUUAUCGGAAGCCACAAUAAAACGCGACAAGGGGAUAGAAACUCGACAGAAACAGUUGGCUGCAGCUAUAUCGGGAUUAUCUGGCAUACUCAAUCAAGAACUAAAUUCCAAAGAUAAAGACAGCUCGCGCCUUAAAAUUAUAAUGGACGUUACCCGCAUUUUAUGCGAUAUCCAACAUGCAGAAUCUGUCACUCGACGCUAUCUCGCAAUGGGAACUAUAAAGAAAGAUUUACGAGAACAUUUAACCAACACUAAAAUAGACAAAUACCUUUUUGGCGAAAAUCUCAGCGAAACGCUCAAAACCGCUAAACUAGUCACUAAAUCAGGGACAGAUCUAAAGAUUAAAAGUCAACCUAGACCCAAGCCACAAAAUCCUACCGGGAAUUUAAACUACAGAGCUCCGGUCCCAGUUCGCAGGCAACAACAGGGACCACAACGGAGCCGCGGACCUGCCUCUCGUAUGACGACGUCUCAACCGAACAGAUACUCACAGAAUCCGACGCACUCCAACUUGUCGAAACCAUCGCAACAUCCGCAGAAACCUGCGGGUCGUCGCUAGAUUCGGUAAAGUAUGCUGGUCGACUCUCAUCGUUUUAUAAGCAAUGGGCACACAUCACCAAUGACCACACUAUACUGUCAUGGGUAAAUGGGUAUAAAAUAAGGUUUUCAA